Physcomitrium patens is the source of this 7085-nucleotide messenger RNA. RefSeq names its product ethylene-insensitive protein 2. Gene Ontology annotation, biological process: ethylene-activated signaling pathway; manganese ion transport; iron ion transmembrane transport. Gene Ontology annotation, cellular component: plasma membrane. Gene Ontology annotation, molecular function: cadmium ion transmembrane transporter activity; manganese ion transmembrane transporter activity. The record is from RefSeq and is a predicted model, not a curated record. NCBI's taxonomy places the organism in Eukaryota, Viridiplantae, Streptophyta, Bryopsida, Funariales, Funariaceae.
CGCGUGUGUCUGCGCGAGCGAGCGAUGGCCAUUUCCCAGCGGCUCAACUUGGCUCUAGAGGAGCAGGUCGUGAUCCGCAAUCAGUGAGAGGCGAAGCGCACCCUCCCUCCUAGCACAGAUUUGGAAUAGGAAUCGAGAGACGUGGACUUAUCGAUUGGAUUAUCCCAGCGCUUUUUCCAAUUGGGUUGUGAGUAUGGGCGCGGGAAGCUGGGUACGCGGGGAAUCCGCGACAGGGUGUGUUUCUCGGGGCGCCAAGCGACGACGACUCAAUUGCAAAACUCUUCUGUUCCGCCCUCGUCGAUGAUUUGCGGGAUACCGAGACCAGGGUAAUCGACAGUGCCAGUGCCGCGACGGAUGGCGCUGCGUGUGCAUGAGGACGAGGUGAGCGACGGGGAUUCUGGUAGACAUUCAAAUAUUCUCCGCGGCCCGAGAACCUAACUCCCGUGUGGUUGUGUAACUUGUAUCCCAUCCAAGAGAACCAAUGUUUGAGCGGAGUUUUGAACGUGGAGCUCUCCUUUUCGUCCAUCCCGGUGCGAAUAUUCCUCUCGCAGUCGCAGCUUUAGCAUGUCCCCUGCAAGUUGCAUCCCGUGAGUUGAGGCCACGAGGGCCGGGUUCCAAGAACUACUACUUUCACUACAGGUUAUGUAGCACCAUAUUUACACUACCGGGGUGGAUCGAUAUCAUUUAUGGUAGAUGCGAUGAUUCAAGUCUACGAGUCCCCACUUGCCUACAUAUCCGCUGAGUGCGGACAAAGCAAACGGAGUCAAGAAUCUUGGAAAUGUUGGAUAAAUGGAAGGCGUUGAAGGAUUUGGGGAGGCGAGUUGAGGAUAUGUCGAGCCUGAGCCGCAAGGUUUGGUUGCGGGGGGGCGGAGCUGGGAACGGGGUGGGCUUGGCUGAUAUGUCCCUCACCAGUCAACUCCAUUGCUAAAAUUGGGCAAAGCCGUCUGUGGGUUGGGUAAGAUCCCACCGUCCGGCCAUUUUUCGCCGCAAGUGGGCUCAUCGCACAUGUCAGAGAAGUGUCAGCUCGCAAAUUGGGCAUCAGGAGGAGCAAGUUUUGGUGUGUGCGGGUAAUGACCGAACGUUUUGGGUCCCUCCCCCUCUUCAUGUCUUGUGCUCAGGCGCUCUACUGGGUCUUCUGGGUUUGCAAUCGACGGUCGUGCGGUUGACGUGACAAGACGACAACGAUGCAACUGUGUUCGCGUACGGGCGGUGCAGGGGCUGGGGACACAGGAUAGACACUAGGGGUUUCAUUUGACACUCUGGUGGUGUGUUUGUUGAGGGAUCUUAGGAGGGUUGUCGGGGAUGGGUGCAGGGGAGUGGUCGAUGCAAAUAGCGGGGUUAGUAUGAGGAGUUUCUCGGGAGCGGUUGUGUGCGCAUCCGAUUCUCGCCCCUCGUGGAUUGUAGGAGGGACGAGUUUGGAAGGUGUUCCUGGGUUAGGAAAGCACCGGUAUGGGACAUGUGUUGUAGGCGAUCAUUCCUGCGCCGGACGCACUUGUCCUUGUAUCUCGAAUCCCUUCCACGUUGCAAGGGCGAUGUGCAUUGGUACAUAGGAAUGCCGGAAUUAGUUGCUCAUCAAUAUUUUUUUGUGUAUAUUUCGACUGUAAUUUUUUUGACUGCCACCAGUGGUAUUGGAGAUCGUAUCCAUCGCUCAAUCUUCCAGUAAUGAGCAAUCUCUUCUGCUCGGGUCGUGUGAGGUACUUUUGAGUGUGCUACAGCUUGUGAAUUGGUACCCUGUACCUCGGCUGUUGCUGCGCCCGAGUUUUUCUGGGAAGGAAUGUCUAGAUUUUGAGUAGUCGGAGGAGAUUACGAUAUGGGAGCAUCUUUCGAGUGAAGUUUCCUAGGUGACACAUAUCUUUCCUUCGGGAAUUGCUUACGACAGGCUGGAAUAUAUGGAUUCUUCUCCGUCUGUGCCGAAAUGGAUGGAUCCUUCGUCAUCUAUGGCGAAGCAUGUCCCUGCUCUAGCACCGAUUAUCUUGGUAGCGAUAGGGUACAUGGAUCCAGGAAAUUGGGCUUGCGCAAUUGAGGGAGGUUCCAGGUUUGGAUUUGAGCUCUUGUGGGUAGUGAUCCUCUCCAACUGUAUGGCAGCUUUUUUCCAAACGCUCGCCACGCGACUUGGUUUAGUUUCUGGAAAACAUCUUGCUGAGAUAUGCCGAGAAGACUAUCCCAGGCCUGUUUGUCUGCUUUUGUGGAUGCUUUCGGAAGCAUCUAUUAUCGCCCUCGAUUUGACAAUGGUUAUAGGAGCCGCUACAGGCUUGAAUCUGUUGUUUGGAUUCCCUUUACUCCCCAGCGUGCUUUUGUUGUCUGUCGAUGGCAUUAUUUUGAUGGUGGCAUUGCCGAUGGUGGGUGUGCACCGGGCGGAGAUGGUUGCUGGAACUAUUGUUGGUGUCGUGCUCGUCUGCUUUGGGUUAGGGGCAUUACUAAGCGGACCAACAGCUCCUGCCAUUAUUAGCGGUCUGUGGCCCAAAGUUCGAGGAGACUCCCUCUACAUCGCUGUGGGACUGAUUGGAGCGAAUGUUAUGCCUCACACGUUUUAUUUACAUUCUGCGCUGCUUCAAGGGCAACACAAACUUUCGAGCAAGGCGAAGGAAAUAGUUGUUCAAGAGAACAUGCGGGACACAAUUGGAGCGUUUGGGGUUGCGAUGUUGGCAAAUGUAGCCGUGUUGAUGGUAGCUGCAUCAGUUUUCCACAACGUUGGGUUGGUUAUUCUGACUCUCCAAGAUGCGCACGCACUAAUGGAGCAGAUAUUGAGUAAUUCGGUUGCACCAGCGGUGUUUGGAUUAGCCUUACUUUGUGCGGGACAGCUAUCAUCUUUAUCGGGAACCCUCACCGGAAAAGUUACCAUGGAGGGAUUUUUAGAUAUGUCCAUGCGCCCAUGGCUGCAUCGCUCCUUGAUUAGGGGAGCAGCAGUGAUUCCCGCUGCCUUCUGCGCAUGGCACUAUGGAAGCGAAGGUUUAUAUCGGCUGCUGUUGUUUGCACAAAUCGUAAUAGCUGUGGAGCUUCCCUUUUCUGCAGUGCCACUCGUCAAAGCGUCGGCAUCAGAGUCUCGAAUGGGAUCUUACAAAAUCCCUUCUCUUGUUGAGAGCAUAGCCUGGGUCUCUGUUGCUCUGGUGGUGGUUGCCAACAUCUGGAUGGUAUUUGACGUGUUACUUGACGAAAUCGAUGAAUUUUCUGGCUUCGCUGCACAUCUUGAGAGUCUUCUCGGAACGGAUUCAUUUGGUCAUCAUGGAGAAGAUACUUUGAACACGUCUGUUUUUGCCUUGGUAUUGAUUGUGAUUGGGCUUAGCGUGGGAUUCCUAAUAUGGUUGGUUGUAACACCUCUUCGCGUUGAUAGGAUAGCUAUGGAAAGGAAAUGGGUUCAAGAGUAUGAACUUUUUGAAAGCCAAACUCUUUCCGAUGAUCGACUAGGGGUACUGGAGUAUUCCUCGGAUCCUACUACUUCUGAGGUGUAUGACAUGAUUCCGAUGACAGAGGAUAUCAUGCUGGUCAAUAAUUUAGUAGGCCUGGAAUAUCCUUCCAGGCAGGAAAGCGCAUUAUCCAGUAUUGACACUGAUCCCGCGCUAGAGCUUGGGAGGGGAGAACUUGUCAAAUGGACGUCAACAGUCAGCACAUCUAGCAGUGACAUCGAUGAUAUAGUUUCCAAUCAGCCUGAAUUGGUGUAUCUUUCCGAACCAGCUCAACUGAAUGGUUUAGUUCGUACAUCAGAACUUAAUGAAGCAGCUGAACCUUUCAUACCCUCGGGCAAAAGUCUGAGCUCUGAGCCUGUUUUGACUUCUCCCCAUCUCCCUCAUGAAUCUGAUAAGGAAACUCCAUUGAAAGUUGUGGAUCCGCCAGUGGAUGCCACUGUAUUCAAUCAACUCCGAGUUCCAGCUUAUUCUAAAGUGGUGUCACAUGACCUAAAUGUGAUCGCGAAACCUGUUGACGACUCAAUGGUGGUUGCAAGUUUGCCGUCUGUGGUUGACGAGAAGAAGCAGGAUGUAGUACAAGAGGCUCCGUUUGGCCAUGACAGAGGUCACAUCCUUACAGAACCUGAGAUUGCUGGUACAAUAGAAACAUUCCUAAAGGAUGCGUCUCUUUCCGGCGACGGAUUGACGAAGAAAAGUACAGCCCCGCCACCCCAGAGAUUGGUUGCAGUUCGCAGGCAUGAACCUCUAGCUGCAGAUGAAGCGGAAUCUAUCGCAUUGAAGAGAGCGGAAGCUGAAGCGGAUGCAGAUUUGAUUGAUAAAGACGAUGAUGAAGUAGACGACUUCGACCACGAGGACGUUGUGGUGGGACCUUUAUCUCACGAUAAUUUAAGACGCAGCUAUAGUAACCUGGCGUACGAAGCCUCUGGCUCAGCCCGAAGUCUGGGGGGUAGGACUGAUGCUAGUGAAGGUGGUGGCAGCGGGAGUGGUAGCUUGUCACGCCUUUCGGGACUGGGACGAGCUGCGCGUCGACAGUUUGCUGCUUACCUCGACGAGUUCUGGGGUAAAUUGUUCGAUCUGCAUGGGCAGCCCAUAGCCAGCAAAGGUAGCACAAGGCUUAGUGCGCUGGGAUCAUCCAUAGGACCUCUCUCAUUACCUUUUGAUAAUCCCGGCAUUACACCAAGAUCAGGUGAUCCUGGUGCCUACCUGGGAAGGUUGAACUCACCUCCGGAUGGUUAUUUGGGGGGAGAAAGUAAUGGGUAUGGCUCAAAACGUGGUCCAUCAAAAUCGACCAGCAGCCUUCAUCAGCAAGUGGAACAACACUUUAUGGAUGCUUAUGCAAGGGCACAGUCUCACGCCACUGCAACUACCUCUUCUGGUUUUCUUGGGUUCAUGCAUGACUACUCAGGCAGAUCAGGAAAUUCAGGGUCCCUACAAUUACCUGAGCGCCAGUAUUCCAGCAUGCGCUUGCCAACUUUUUCAGAUGAGUUCGAUAGGGAACCCGCCACAAUUCACGGCUACUACGCUCCUUCGUUUCUUGGUGGUAGAAGCGCUACAUCAAGUCCUGCACUCAAGUCAACCCGACCCAUGUCGUCGUUGGACAUGCAUGGUGCGGCAUCGGCACGAGCUCUCUCUGGUCAACUUCAUGUUCAGCAACCUCUAGGAGUAGGCGUCCAAGGGGAGUUCGAAGGAUCUCUAUACGGUGGGGGUUUUCAAGGUAGCUUGGAGGACGCUAUCCAGUCUCUUCGAUCUAUGCAUGCCUUACCCAGUAGGAAUGCUAUGAAUUGCAAAGUUAACGCUGAUAGGGAACUGAAUGGUCCCAGAUCUUGGGACAGCAGGAUGGCUACUGUGGAUCCUUUAGUGCAUCGAGCCACAGGGGAAAUUUACCAACCCAGUUCGGGCCAUUCACCGAUUGGAAGGAUCGGAAGCAUGUCUUCUGUGAGGGCUCCACUGUCGUUUGAUGAGCUUUCCCCUUCGGUGACGCACAGAGAUGGAUUCUCGAUUCAAACUGCACAGUCCGAGAACUCACUUUGGUCUCGACAGCCCUUCGAGCAAUCAUUCAGCGGAAUGACGGAUCCGUCUGCCAACGGUGGAUCUUCCAGGUCAAGAGGUGGAUCUGGAGGUCUGGGUACAAACCGAAAUGGAACCGUUGGCGGUCGGCCUGGGAAGACUAGUGGCGGCGCAGAGAGCUUGUCGAAUGCCUCUACCGCCUUCAGUUCUGGACUAGAUGCAGAUUUGGAUAUGAUGGAGACCUUGAGAGCUUGCAUUUGCAAGCUUUUGUGCCUGGAAGGAUCAGAGUGGCUGUUUCGUUUUGAUAACGGUUCAGAUGAAGAUCUGGUUGCAGCCGUUGCAGCCGUCGAGAAAAUGCAUAUGGAUGCAGAUUCUCCUGACAGAGUGUCCCGAAAUGAAAGGUGGCAAGCUCAUGGCCGUCCUGUUUCGUCUUUCUUGAAAGGCAGCAACGACGCACGGAGAGUUUGCUACUGCGGUGAAGCGUGUGUGUGGGGAAAAGGCCUACUUAUUAGCUUUGGCGUUUGGUGUGUCCAUCGAGUACUUGAACUGUCCUUGAUGGAAAGCAGGCCUGAACUUUGGGGAAAAUAUACUUACGUGCUGAAUCGACUCCAAGGUGUACUGGAUCCGGCAUUUUCCAAACCACGUCUUGUUGCACCGAUGUGCAAUUGUGUGAUAGAGGUUUCGGAGAUCCUCAGCAGGCGAGCGCCGCGGGGGGGUUUGAUCAAACAGGGAUCAAACGGCUUCCGAAUAGAUUCCACAAACGGUGACCAUGUGAGCUUACCCCAGAGCAGCUAUCCUUUCCCGUGGUCCUGGGGUCGCAACUCCAGUAGCUCGAAAGGAAGAGGGGCAAGUGCAACUGUUUUCUUGGAGAUGAUCAGAGAAGUGGAACAAGCAGUGGGCUCUCGAAAAGGUCGGACUGGUACUGCCGCGGGAGACGUUGCGUUUCCGAAAGGUAAAGAAAAUCUUGCUUCAGUCUUGAAAAGGUAUAAAAGGCGUCUGAGCAACAAGCCUCCUGGCGCAGCAGGGGGUGGCGGUGGCGGUGGCGGUGGCGGAGGAGGUGGCCGCAGAUCCAACAAUGGAUUUGCCCAGGCUCUUGUUUUUGCAGCAUGUCUCUAGACUUCGGUGCUGUUUCCCCCUUGCUAAAGGGGUUGUUAAAUUUAUGCCAUGUCACUACAGCUCUGCAAUGACCAAGGGUAAACAUUUAAAGGCAUGUGAUAAAUUCCCCAAGCUCCUCCCCUUGGAAUUGUGCUUUAGUGACUCUAGGGAGGACUUGUGAUGAUCAUACGAGUAUACCCUCAGAAUACCUGAGUGGUGGAGAUUUUCCUCUUGGCAUUGAUGCCUUUUAGUGUUGGAUAAUAUUAUCUUCAGUAGUUUAUGUCACGGGAUGUUUUCCACUCUGCGCUGUUUAAAACUAGUUUGUUAAGUGGAGCAGGCUCUGAUGACGUGGAGAAAUUGUGAGUUGUCCCCAACAGGUUAUGGGGACCUCUGAUAUUCCUCUAGUAGGACAUAUUCCUCGUAGUGUCUAAUUGUAGACAUUUACUGUAGACUGGUGAAAAAAGAUUAAUAGAAAAAAGAAUGCUUUUGUUUCGAAGCAGUUCAUUUCCAGAUAUUUAUAUCAAGUCAGAUAAGUCGUGGAUUUGUGGCCUUCUGGGGCUGACGGCUUGCAUUUCAGUA